AUGGGAGGGUUUUGGAAUCAAGCAGUUGCUUUGUUUAUCAAGAAUCUGAUCUACCAUAAAAGGCAUCUGAGGUCCAAUCUUAGGCUGAUCCUAUUCCCAGUUGCUUUGUUCCUUUUGCUGGGAGGGCUUCGAUACUACCUAAAUCAUCAAGACAAGGAUAAAGAACCUUUGGGGGAAAAAGAGCCUACAGCGUUGACACCCCUACUCCAAAUCUCACCUCCUGAGUUUCGAGCAUCUCAAGAUUUGCCAAACCAAUCUUGUCGAAACAACAAUGGCGCUUGUCCAGUAACAGUUCUUGUAACUGGAAACAACAGAACUUUUGUGGAAGGUGUGGCUGGGAAUCUGUUCACUAAUUUCACAACUGGACCUAAUGCCAGCGCUGAUGGUGUUUUUGUGGAGGAGGAACACCAAACUUCAAAAGGAUCGUACUAUUAUAUUCAGUCCCAAUGCACAAAGAACUUUUCAAUUCGCAUUUCUAUUCAAGAUAGAGAACAAGAUGCUUUAUGUCUUCAAGGUGUACAUCUCUGGCGUACGGACUUCAAACAGAUUAACAAUGAAAUAUUUAAAGGCUAUUACAAUGGGAAUCCCCAAGGAGAGAUCAAUGAGAUACUGACUGCCUAUGAUUUUCAAGACUCGAGCUUGACAAAUUUUGAUGUCAUCGUGUGGUAUAAUAAUUCUAAGACGCAGUAUGCCUUCGGAAAUCCAAUCAAACUGGGGUCCACAGCAAGUGCUAUGAACAUGGUGUGGAAUGCUUUUCUCAAAGUUUUACUUCGCCGUCCUGUGAAGAUGACACUAGAAUUUAUUGGAGAGAUGCCAACUCCCCAGGGUCUAGGACGCUCUUUGGACAUGGCGUCCACAAUUGGUGCAUUGUUUUACCCUUGGGUGAUACUACAAUUAUUUCCGGUCGUACUGACGUCGUUGGUAUAUGAGAAGCAGCAGAAAUUGACGAUAAUGAUGAAAAUGCAUGGUCUUGGUGAUGCACCUUAUUGGGUGAUUACAUAUCUAUACUUUCUGAUAAUAUGUUCACUCUACAUGUUAUGUUUUCUGGCCUUCGGCUAUGCGGCGGGGUUAGUGUUCUUCACAUUGAAUUCAAUUUCCAUCCAACUUCUUUUCUAUUUCCUCCACAUAAACUUGCUAAUUUCAUCAGCAUUUCUGCUCGGGAACUUGUUUUCAAAUGUGAAGACUGCUUCAGUGGUUGGUUUCAUUUUGGUAUUUGGAAGUUGGAUCUUGGGGAGAACUCUUUUUAAUCGCUUGAUUGAAGAUACUUCAUUUCCAAGAUCGUGGCUUAUCGUACUGGAGCUGUUUCCCGGGUUGUCUCUAUAUCGUGGAUUGUAUGACUUUGAUCAGUGUUCACAGCAUGGUUUCGACAUGGGGGCUUAUGCAUCAGGAGGAUGUCAUUGUCUUCUCCAAAUAUCUCGGAAGAGCACUUCAUCCUUCGACAACCGUUCACAAAACCAAGAAUCUAGGAUUCAAAUUCUACUUGAUAAACAGGACAUAGAUCAAGAGACUGAAAAGGUUGAACAGUUACUGAGUGAACCCAAUUCUGGUUAUCCCAUUAUCUCUGACAAGCUCCGAAAGACAUAUCCAUCACAAGAUGGGAACCCUGAGAAGCAUGCUGUCAAAGGUUUAUCUCUUGCUGUAGCUCAUGGAGAAUGCUUUGGCCUCCUUGGCCCCAACGGAGCUGGUAAAACUUCCUCCAUCAGCAUGCUGACUGGACUUACAGAGCCUAGCUCUGGCACAGCAUUUAUUGGGGGCCUAGAUUUGAGGACACAGAUGAGUGCAAUAUAUGCUAGCAUGGGUGUGUGCCCACAACAUGACCUCCUUUGGGAUACAUUGACAGGAAGAGAGCAUCUAAACUUCUACGGUAGACUUAAAAACCUCACUGGUGCAAACUUAUCAAAAGCUGUCAAUGAUUCUCUUGCCAAAGUUAAUUUACUUCGAGGAGAUGCUGAUAAACUUGUGAAGAAAUACAGUGGUGGAAUGAAAAGAAGAUUGAGCAUUGCAAUAUCCUUGAUAGGGGACCCAAAAGUGGUCUACCUGGAUGAGCCUAGCACAGGGUUGGAUCCUGCUUCAAGAAAUUUAUUGUGGGAUGCUGUGAGCCAAGCGAAACAGAAUAGAGCAAUCAUUCUAACAACCCAUUCUAUGGAGGAGGCAGAACACCUGUGUGAUCGUAUAGGAAUUUUUGUGGAUGGAAGCCUUCAAUGUUUGGGAAGUCCUGAUGAGUUAAAGCACAGAUAUGGUGGGACAUACAUUUUCACCAUGGCAACGUUGUCCCAGAAUGAAAAGGACGUGGAAGACUUGGUUAAGCAUCUCUCCCCAAACGCCAAAAGGACAUACCACCUAUCAGGAACCCAAAAAUUUGAGAUUCCAAAGGCUGACGUGAAGCUAUCAGUUGUGUUUUUGGCUGUAAAGGUUGCAAGGGAAAGGUUUACGGUCAAGGCUUGGGAGAUUGCUGACACUACUAUGGAGGAUGUCUUCAUCAAGGUAGCAAAAGAAACCCCGCUCUCUACCUAG
This is a messenger RNA of Oldenlandia corymbosa var. corymbosa, 2514 nucleotides long. Lineage: Eukaryota; Viridiplantae; Streptophyta; Magnoliopsida; Gentianales; Rubiaceae. The record is from the annotation of a GenBank genome assembly.